Laccaria bicolor S238N-H82 is the source of this 1374-nucleotide messenger RNA. RefSeq lists its product as uncharacterized. Gene Ontology annotation, molecular function: phosphatase activity. The annotation marks the transcript as partial. The transcript is spliced from 15 exons. Gene Ontology annotation, biological process: DNA damage response. NCBI's taxonomy places the organism in Eukaryota, Fungi, Basidiomycota, Agaricomycetes, Agaricales, Hydnangiaceae. The record is from RefSeq and is a predicted model, not a curated record. Gene Ontology annotation, cellular component: cytoplasm; nucleus.
AAAGAUUCGCUCAACGCCAGUUACGAGACCGUGGUCAGGCGUUGGCCUAUAAUCAUCACUGGCGUAAUCGAUGACGUUCACCAAGCAUGCCAUCUUCUCUCGCUCGAAGGCCAGAAAGCGUCGGACUCGUCUACGAAGUCAGACGAGGGUAAGGAGAUCAUCGCAAAAAUCAGCAAGUUAAAGUAUCAGAUGGGGAGGGAUCACCCUUUAGACCCUCUCCCCGACGACGGCGGACCGCAUAUUACCACCUAUAACGAUGAGUUAAUGGCCUUGGAAAAGGACAAGAAAAACACCUGGUUUACGGCUCCGUGGCUUUUUGCAGAGUGUUAUUUAUAUCGCCUUAUACGUUCUUUUUUCGCUCAAACCGAGCACUGGGGCUCUUAUGACCCUUUCAAAAAACAAAAGGUCAAGACUUUCCAACAAUCUGGGGCAUCCAUCCUUCAAAUUGCAAGCUCUGUCUACGAAUUGGACGCCGUUGAGGACGAGUUGAAGUCAGAUCCCCAGAAGCUCGAGGUACUUUUUACGGAAAUGAUGCAAAUGUGCCUAUGGGGGAAUGCAACCGACUUGUCCUUGUUAACCCACAUUUCUCAGGACGACAUCAAACACUUACAAUCCGUAGGCAAACAUGCUCAAGCUGCAAGAAAACAAUUCAUCCUGAAAGAUGAUCAAGCUGAAGUUUGGAAGCACGUACAAUCUCUGCGUGAUGCUCGCGUCGAUUUCGUUCUUGACAAUGCUGGCUUCGAGCUAUUCACUGACCUAGUAUUUGCCGAUUUUCUCGUGACCUAUACUCCGAAUGUUUCGCGAGUGUGUUUCCACCCAAAACUUAUCCCUUGGUUCGUUUCCGAUGUAACGCCUCACGAUUUUGUGCAAACCUUUGCGUUCCUUUCGGACGGGCCCUUUGCUCACCUAGAAUCCACUGAUCUUGCUUCUCCCGCGCACCUGAAGCACAUGGUGUCACGAUGGCAGAAGUACCUUGAACAAGGUAUUUUCUCCCUUUCGGUCCCGGUUGAUACGCCUCUAGGAGGCUCGACGGAUUCUACAAUGGCCGAAUUCUGGUCCACGCCACAUCCUUACUGGAAUAUGAGGGACUUGGAUUCUGGGUUAUACGAAGAACUCGUGGGGAGUGGACUGGUCAUCUUCAAGGCGAUAAGUUACCGGUUACUGCUACGGGAUGUUGCGUGGCCUGCAUGGACCUCUUUCGAAUCAGCACUAGGCCCCCUCGCAGGUUCAUUCCCGUUGUUGAGUCUGAGGACCAAUAAGGCGAAUGUUGUUGUCGGGGUAGACAGAAACACCGUUGAACGUCUCGAGAACAGCGGGGAAAAGUGGCGUGUUGAUGGAAGAUAUGCCCUCAUCUCAUUUCUUCCAUCAAAGUGA